This is a messenger RNA of Bolinopsis microptera, 648 nucleotides long. Its product is annotated as CD151 antigen-like. Bases 1 to 648 code for a protein of 215 amino acids. The transcript has 5 exons. The record is from RefSeq and is a predicted model, not a curated record. Gene Ontology annotation, cellular component: plasma membrane. Lineage: Eukaryota; Metazoa; Ctenophora; Tentaculata; Lobata; Bolinopsidae.
AUGAACGUGUAUGAGACGACAUCUCUGGAUCGAUACGGGAGAAGCUCCCUCGCCCCAAUCAGAGAAGAUAAAGAAUUGGAGGGACUCAAAAAGAAGGAUUAUGUGCUACUGGCGGUGGGGGCGGUGUUCACAAUUGGAGCUGUGAUACUGUGCGUCAGCUCUCUUGGUCUCUACGGAGCUAUGAAACCUAACGUUUGCGUGCUCACUCUAUACCUAGUAGCAGUUAUUCCUGCAUUGGUCGGCGAACUGGCGUUCUGUUCCAUUGCUUGGUUCCGGCAAGCGACACUGAAGAAGUUACUAGAUGACCUUAUGAAGACACUGUUCGCCCACUACGGAGAUAGGGCAGAAAGUCUGGGACUAACAGCUACUCUGAUACUGGACGCAGUACAGAUCUGGGGAGGUUGCUGUGGGAACAGUACCGUCUCAGACUGGGGUGAUUUGGAGGUGGCUACUUUCUGGGCUAAUUCUACUAAUAAACCAUCAGAGUACCCGGACAGUUGUUGUAACAAGACGACAAUAACCGACAGUACUGUAGACACCACACUUCCCAUACUGGACAGCUACUUCCACAACUGUUCACAGAACACUGUUGCGAACUUCUUACCUGACUACUUCAACAACAAGGUCAUUAAACUAUCUGAGAAUUAG